This is a messenger RNA of Ipomoea nil (Japanese morning glory), 972 nucleotides long. RefSeq lists its product as uncharacterized. The transcript has a single exon. The record is from RefSeq and is a predicted model, not a curated record. The coding region runs from base 1 to 972 and encodes 323 amino acids. NCBI's taxonomy places the organism in Eukaryota, Viridiplantae, Streptophyta, Magnoliopsida, Solanales, Convolvulaceae.
AUGGCAGUCUUAGUGUAUGUAGAUGACAUACUGGUUACGAGUCCUGACCUACAUAUGAUUGAAGAUCUCAAAUCAUGGCUUGAUGAUGCUUUCAAAAUCAAGGAUUUAGGGGAACUAGGAUAUUUCCUAGGAAUUGAUGCAAGAAUAGAUGACUCAGGCCUAAAUUUAUGCCAAAGAAAAUAUGCACUUGAUAUUCUAUCCGAAGCAGGGUUCCUUGGAUGUAAAUCGGUUAAUACUCCGAUGGUACAAGGUUAUCACCUUCACCAUGAUGAUGGUACGAUUCUAAGUGACAUUAGCAGCUACAGACGCCUAGUCGACCAUCUUCUCUACCUCACAGCCAUAAGGCCGGAUAUCACUUAUGCCGUCCAACAAUUGAGCCAGUUCAUAGAUGCUCCAACUGACAAACAUCUGUCCGCUGCACACAGAGUGCUCCGGUAUCUCAAAAAUGUGCCAGGGCAGGGGCUGUUUUAUCCAAAAGGUGAAGUUCUACACCUUAAUGUUUUUUCAGACUCAGAUUGGGCAGCUUGCAUAGAGUCAAGGAAAUCAAUAACUGGUUACUGUAUUUUCCUUGGAUCUGCCCUUGUUUCCUGGAAGGCGAAGAAACAGGCGACGGUAUCACGGUCUUCAUCUGAAACCGAAUAUCGUGCGCUCGCAUCCACUGUGUGUGAAGUCCACUGGAUCACCUUCCUCCUUCAAGACUUGCAUGCACCCAUGCAGAAACCGGCAACCUUGUUCUGUGACAACAAAUCCGCAAUAGCAAUAGCCGAGAAUCAUGUAUUCCACGAGAGAACAAAACAUAUCGAAAUAGAUUGUCACCUUGUCCGGGAGAAGGUGUCCAAUGACUUAAUCAAGCUCUUGCUGGUCUCCUCUUCGAAUCAGAUAGCAGAUGGCUUCACAAAGCCGCUUCCCAUUGCUCUGUUUAAGACCUUUACAUCUAAGUUGGGCAUGCAUGAUCUACAUGCGCCAACUUAG